UUUCACAGGGAUAUUAAAAACUGUAGACGUGAUUUAGACGUACAAACAGUAUGUCUCUGGAAAUUCGUAUAAAGGAAGAAGACACACGCAUAAAAGAGGAGCCUCAUUGUGAUAUUGACCAUGAUCUAAGUACUGGGCUGGACCAUGAAGUGCGUGUAAAGGCAGAGCCUGAAUUUACCACAGAUAUACCAGAACCAGAGAGCAAAGAGGAUUCAGAAAAUGUGAGACAGGAUGUGCUGGCUGGGUAUACCGGCCAGGAAGUUAAGAAUGAGCUUGGCCUGGCCUCGGAACUGUUACAUCAGCUAGACAAUGCCCAUAUUGCACUGGAAUCUCUGUGUGAAACACACAUUAAGGAGGAGACAAAUCCGGAGUUUUUAAGCUGUGUCAAGCAAAUAUUGCACCAGAAUUGUGUUGUCAAACUCGAGCGCAUACCUAUUGAUAAUUUCAAGAAAUCUCAACACUAUUCAUUUCCCAGGUUAACUUCUAUUCCAACAGAAAAACUCAAGAGAACAAGAAAAAACUGUAACAAAAACACCCUUAAAGUUGCGAAGAAAGUUUACAUUUGUGAUACUUGCAGCAAACCAUUUGUAAGGAGAGUUACAAUUAUCAAACACUUAAUAAAUAAAGUGUGUGAAAAAUCUUACGCUUGUGAAAUAUGUCAAAAGAAGUUCCCGUACCCUUCGUAUUUACGUAAUCAUAAGGUAACUCAUUCAGGGGAGAAACUUUUUAAGUGUGAACUAUGUGGAACAAAGUGCAGCACUGAGAAAAACUUGAAACACCAUGUGUUUAAUCACAUGAAUAACCGUCCGUUUUCUUGUGAAAUAUGUAACAGGCAAUUUGUCCGCGAAAGGGAUUUAAUCAGUCAUAAACUCUCCCAUACAGGUGAGAAACCUUUUGAGUGCGAAGUUUGUGGAAAACGACUAAAACACAAGCGUACUUUGGUUGAUCAUUUACGAACGCACGGAGUUUACAGUCAUGAAAAUUUGCCUACCUGCGACUUUUGUGGAAUGAAGUUUAGUCGAAAGUCACAUUUGGCCAUACAUGAGAGAUCACACACUGGCGAAAAGCCUUUUCCAUGUGAAGUUUGCAAAAAGAGUUUUACUUCAAACUCAGUGUUAACAACUCAUAUGAGAAUACACACUGGGGAAAAACCUUAUGCCUGCGAAAUGUGCUCAAUGCGGUUCCCAACAAGUGGAAUGUUAGGUCUCCAUAAGAAAAAACAUUAUAAUGGGAAAUAUACUCACUUGGUUCACUCUAUGUAAUGAAAAUAUACAUUUUGGUUGACA
This is a messenger RNA of Cydia splendana, 1286 nucleotides long. Its product is annotated as zinc finger protein OZF-like. Bases 51 to 1262 code for a protein of 403 amino acids. The record is from RefSeq and is a predicted model, not a curated record. The transcript has 2 exons. Lineage: Eukaryota; Metazoa; Arthropoda; Insecta; Lepidoptera; Tortricidae.